UCAAUUUCAUAGAUCUACUUUUAUUUCUCGAUCAGGUAUUUAAUUGAAUAAUCAAUUUGGCUAUAAAUUCAAGUUUUCAAUAAGCUAUUAUGAUCAUAUGAUAAUUCCAUAGUUUCAUUUGUAUUUCAUCAAUAAUUUCAUGGCACAAAUAGAGUUUCUUAGGCACAUGUCACUUGUGUCAUUGAUUGUGCUUAUUUUAUGUUCUACACCCCCCAUAUUUGCCACAAAGAAUUGUGAUUUUCCUGCCAUAUUUAACUUUGGUGCUUCAAACUCUGAUACUGGUGGUUUAGCUGCUGCCUUUCAAGCACUGCCGUUGCCAAAUGGAGAGACUUUUUUCAAUAGAUCAACUGGAAGAUUUUCUGAUGGUCGAAUCAUUCUUGAUUUCAUAGCACAAAGCUUUGGACUUCCCUAUCUAAGUCCAUAUCUUAAUUCUCUGGGGUCAAAUUUCACACAUGGUGCAAACUUUGCAACAGCAGGGUCAACAAUCAAAAUUCCUAAUAGUAUUAUACCUAAUGGAAUGUUUAGUCCAUUUUCCCUUCAAAUUCAGUCCAUUCAAUUCAAAGAUUUCAUACCAAAAGCAAAAUUCAUUAGGGAUCAAGGAGGUGUAUUUGCAACAUUGAUCCCUAAAGAAGAUUAUUAUUCCAAAGCCUUAUACACAUUCGAUAUUGGUCAAAAUGAUCUUACUGCUGGAUUUUUUGGUAAUAAGACUAUACAACAAGUCAACACUACUGUGCCUGAUAUAGUGAAGAGUUUUAUAGACAAUAUCAAGAACAUAUACAAUUUAGGAGCCAGGUCAUUUUGGAUACACAACACUGGACCAAUUGGAUGUGUGCCUUUAAUUUUGGCUAAUUUUCCAUCAGCUAUAAAGGAUAGAUAUGGUUGUGCAAAGCAAUACAAUGAAGUAUCUCAAUAUUUCAAUUUAAAGUUGAAGGAAGCCCUAGCUCAACUUCGCAAGGAUCUUCCACUAGCUGCAAUAACAUAUGUUGAUAUCUACUCUCCUAAGUACUCUCUUUUUCAAAAUCCAAAAAAAUACGGGUUUGAACUUCCACUGGUGGCUUGUUGUGGCAAUGGAGGAAAGUACAACUAUAACAUUCGUGCUGGUUGUGGAGCAACCAUAAACAUAAAUGGUACAAACACUGUUGUGGGUUCAUGUAAAAAACCAUCAACUAGAAUAAUAUGGGAUGGUACUCAUUACACAGAGGCAGCUAACAAGAUUGUCUUUGAUCAAAUCUCUAAUGGAGCUUUUACGGAUCCUCCUAUUCCACUCAAUAGGGCAUGUUACAAAAAGUGAUCACUUGAAGUUAACGAGCUUUUUAUAUUUUAAAAAGGCAAGUCAUAUUAUUAGUUUAAAAAUAAUUGUGUUAAAUCAUGGUGAAAAUUGAAUAAAAUUCUUUAUAUUAGACAUAUAUGGUUUUGUAGCAACCUUUUUGGAGUUAUCAAUGAAAUAUGUUUACAACAAGUUUAUAGGAAAACUUUGUUGUAAGAGAACAAUUUUACAUUCUAAA
This is a messenger RNA of Medicago truncatula (barrel medic), 1505 nucleotides long. RefSeq names its product esterase. Lineage: Eukaryota; Viridiplantae; Streptophyta; Magnoliopsida; Fabales; Fabaceae. The record is from RefSeq and is a predicted model, not a curated record. The transcript is spliced from 5 exons. The coding region runs from base 140 to 1291 and encodes 383 amino acids. Gene Ontology annotation, molecular function: hydrolase activity, acting on ester bonds.